Messenger RNA from Varanus komodoensis (Komodo dragon), 1140 nucleotides. RefSeq names its product bone morphogenetic protein 2-like. Gene Ontology annotation, cellular component: extracellular region. Lineage: Eukaryota; Metazoa; Chordata; Lepidosauria; Squamata; Varanidae. Gene Ontology annotation, biological process: SMAD protein signal transduction. The record is from RefSeq and is a predicted model, not a curated record. The transcript has 5 exons. Gene Ontology annotation, molecular function: growth factor activity; cytokine activity. Bases 1 to 1140 code for a protein of 379 amino acids.
AUGGUCUGCUCCCAGCACCUUCUGCUCUUGUUCCUGCUUGCUUGGCAGCCGGUUUGCCAGGCCGGACCCCCCCGUGGCCAGUGGGGCAGCUCUGGAGACACUCGGGCCCGGGCCCUGAAGAAGCUGCUGGAGGUCUUUGGCAUGGAAGACCCCCCUCCGUUGCCGCAGCACGUCAAGCAGCCCCCGCAGUACAUGGUGGAUCUCUAUCGCGCGGUAGCCGGUGACGACGGGGUCACAAAGGACCCCGAUGCCCUGGAGGGAAACACAGUGCGCAGCUUCUUGGAUAAAACCCAUGGUGUGCGGAUGCGCCUCCUCUUCAUCCUCUCCAGUGUGGCGAAGCACGAGCGGGUGCUGACGGCGGAAUUGCACCUCUUCAAGCUGCGGGCCCGGCUGGCUGACGGGCAGCUCCCCCAGCGACAGCACUUCUGCCAGGUAAACAUCUAUCAGGUCUUGGACAAGGAGAACGUGGACUCCCCAGGUGGGAAGAAGCUGCUCUCAGCCCGGCUCCUGGCUCUGCAGGCCACCGGCUGGGAGGUCUUCACCAUCACGCAAGCGGUCCGUGACUGGGUAGGAGAGGAAAACAGCAACCAGGGCCUGCUGGUGACCACGGUGGGGCUUGGUGGGGCGCCUGUGGACUCCAGCACUGUGCUGUUCGCUUCGGGCCGGGACCAUCACGAGAGCAAGACGCCGAUGCUGGUUUUGUUCACCGACGAUGCGCACAGAGGAGCCGUGCCGCCCACCAGCCCCUUCUUAGCCUCUCCAGAGCCCCUGGCGGGCCUCAGAUCCAACGGGACACGCACCCCUCGCUCGGUGGGCACCCCCUUGCCCUGCCAGAAGCACCCCCUCUUGGUGGACUUCGAGGAAAUCGGCUGGGCUGGCUGGAUCAUCUCUCCCCGCGGCUACAAUGCCUUCAACUGCAGGGGCUCCUGCCCCUUCCCGCUGGGGGAGAAUAUGCGGCCCACCAACCACGCCACUGUCCAGUCCAUCAUCAACGCCCUGAAGCUCAGCCAGGAGGUGUCCAGCCCCUGCUGUGUGCCGGAUAAGCUGUUCUCCAUCAACCUCUUAUACUUCGACGACGAUGAGAACGUGGUGCUCAAGCAGUAUGCCGACAUGGUGGCCGGCAGCUGCGGCUGCCACUGA